This is a messenger RNA of Helobdella robusta, 1206 nucleotides long. RefSeq lists its product as hypothetical. The record is from RefSeq and is a predicted model, not a curated record. The transcript has a single exon. NCBI's taxonomy places the organism in Eukaryota, Metazoa, Annelida, Clitellata, Rhynchobdellida, Glossiphoniidae. Bases 1 to 1206 code for a protein of 401 amino acids.
AUGUUCACUGCCAUUGGCAAGGUUUUCAAAUCGAGCCGAAACGACGACGAUCUAGUGGACAGGAUGAACCACCAGUACAGCGUCAUCUUCCUCUUCAUCUUCAUGGUCAUCAUCAGCACAUCUCAGUACGUCGGCGAACCUAUACACUGCUGGAUGCCCGGACACUUCACUCCCAACCAAGGUGAGUACGCCAACAGAGUUUGCUGGAUUUCGUACACUUACUCCGUACCUGAAAAUACCUUAGUCGGCCAACAGGACAUCGUAAAGAAAGUAAUUAGUUACUAUCAAUGGGUGCCACUCGUCAUGUUACUUCAAGCUUUCUUCUUCUAUUUGCCGUGUCUGCUCUGGCGAGUGUUUAGUGAGCGAUCCGGAAUAAAUAUUAACAACUUGGUAGAAGCAGCUGAAACCAUUCAGAAUGCUUUGUACCCCGAGAGGCGAGACAAAACUAUCAAAUACAUGAUUCGCCAUCUUGAUCACUACCUGGAUUACCAGCGGGAGUACCAGGGGGGCUGCUGCGGAGGUCUCAGACGUUUCAUGGCCAGGAAAAUGUUCCUAAUUUGCGGAAAUAGGCAGGGUAAUUAUUUGCUGACACUUUAUUUGAUAAGUAAAGUUAUGUAUUUAGCCAACCUCGUGUGUCAGUUAUUUAUUUUGAAUUUAUUCCUCGGUACCAACUAUCACUUGUACGGUGUCGAGGUGAUUAGAGACAUUGUUCUGGGAAAAGAGGUGAAGCCUUCGGUUCGAUUCCCCCUGACGACGUUGUGCGAUUUUAAGAUCCACGUCCUGGGCAACACGCACAACCAUACCGUCCAAUGCGUGCUGCCGAUUAAUUUUUUCAACGAGAAAAUUUAUCUUUUCCUCUGGUUCUGGAUGGUCCUUGUGGCCGCUGCAACCAUCAUCAGCUUGCUCCGAUGGAUCUGGCUGGUUGGCUUCAGGCACAGUCGAAUCCGCUACGUCAGAAAACAUUUGAAAGUGAUGGGAAAGUUGAACAGAGACAGCGAUCGCGACAGAAAACUAUCCAGAAAAUUCGCUCAGAUGUAUCUAAGACAGGACGGAGUGUUCGUAUUGAAACUAGUGGCCAAGAAUUCGACAGACCUCGUUGUCGCGGAUAUUGUAUCAGCGCUGUGGGAUAAUUAUAAGAACAAACCGAUGAUCGGAGCCAGGAACAAUGACGACCAGGAAGUGGAUGAUGGCGGGGAGAUAUCGUGA